UAUUAAAAUAUUUCUGAUAAUGCCUCUAAAUUAAUUGUACCGGUCAGGUCAGUAAAUCAUAGGAACGUUGUUCUGUACGUUGUUUCCAGAGGAAUAUUUCAAAGACGGACGGUUGCAGCCAGCGUGUGAUUUUUUUUCUUUUGUCACAGUUGUCACUUAAGUUUUUUUAACGAUUAUCGGCAAUGACGCGCCGUAUAAAACAAACGGAAACCAUAUAGUAUUUUUGAGGCUUGUAAAAAACGUCUAAGUAAUUCAGACGGAUGUGUUAACCUUAAAUAAUUACCGCGAGCUCGUGCCGUGCGCUUGUUUUGUUUUUUUUGUCGUACCGUCUUGAGUGACGUGUAACGUUAACUGAACUCACCAAAUUGUGUAAUCAUAACAUAACAUAACAAUCAUGAACUAGGUUUGCGAUUGUGCUUUACGGAGGAUUGAGCGAUUGGCAUCGUACCUACUAUGAAAGAAAUCAUUCAAGCCGACCGCUAGGAAGAAUGGGAUUUAAAGUUGCAAGUCCUUUGUGAUGGAAAGAGACGAAAGACACUGUUGCAAACUAGGAAUUUGAUUUUAACAUGUAGAUGACAUGAUCUCUAUCUCAAGACUGCAUCGGUGAAAUAUUCGUGAAGAUAUUACGAUCUGCUUGCGUGGUACAGCGCUGCUCUCAAAGGCUCAAAGAUGAUGUACUCUUCACGGAGAAAACCUGUGCUGUAUUUCAAAGAUGAUAGAAGUCAUUUGCAGGUGGUGGUCUGUGGGUUUGAAUAGAGAUCUUGGCUUGCUAGUAGUUGUUGCUUCAUGUGUUUCAUCAUUUCAAGAAGUGAAAGUCAAAGGAUUCAGCGACAUGGAGAGGUUCAUUUUCUGUUGAGGAAAUGCACCGUCUGGAAGCUCUUUGGGCUCUGCAUGCUCUUUGUUUUGGGCUCUCUUCUUUGGGUGCAGCUGACUUGUUCAGGAGACAUGAGCCAGACGGCUGGGUACAGUCACCUCCCUCACCAGCCCUGUCCUGUAGAGAGACACUCCUCGUCUGCUGAUGACCCAUCCUGGGGCCCUCACAAAAUGGCCCUCAUUGUGCCAUUCAGAGAGCGCUUUGAAGAGCUGCUUAUAUUUGUCCCUUAUAUGCACGCUUUCCUCAACAAAAAGAAAAUACGGCAUAAAAUAUUUAUUGUAAACCAACUGGAUCACUUUCGGUUCAAUCGGGCCUCUCUUAUUAACGUUGGGUUUAUGGAAAGCGGUAAUGACACAGACUACAUUGCAAUGCAUGAUGUGGACUUGUUGCCUCAAAAUGAGGAUCUGGACUAUGGAUUCCCAAAGGAGGGUCCCUUCCAUGUGGCCUCGCCAGAGCUUCAUCCCUUAUAUCAUUAUAAGACGUAUGUUGGAGGAAUCCUGCUGCUUACCAAGAAACAUUAUCAGCUGUGCAAUGGGAUGUCAAACCGCUUCUGGGGAUGGGGAAGAGAAGAUGACGAGUUUUUUAGAAGACUAAAAACAGCUGAUCUUAAGCUUUUUAGGCCAAAAAGUAUUACUACAGGAACUAAAACAUUUCGACACAUCCAUGAUCCAGCCUGGAGGAAGAGAGAUCAGAAGCGGAUCGCUGCGCAAAAGCAGGAGCAGUUUAAGGUGGACCCAGAGGGUGGCCUGACCAACCUCCGCUACAAGGUGGAGUCCAGACAGGAAGUGACCAUCAGCGGAGCUCCAUGUACUGUCAUCAACACCUUUCUAGAGUGUGACCUCAGCCUGACCCCAUGGUGCCAGAUCAGCUAAUAUGCUUAAGCAGGGCCUGUAAAGCCAGAAUGAUUCGCAUUCUCCUUCUGUGGCGCCAGGAAGGCUUUCACAGAUUACUGUUGCCAGUCACACUUGAAAAAUCACCCUGAUCGGCUAACCAAAAGGACUUGAAUAUGUGACUGUGGGAAAAGAACUUUUCUCUAAGUUUUUAUUUUUAUAGGAAGGUGUUGUUGUCUUCUUCCAUGAUGAAGCGCUGCCUCAUUUUUGAAUUGAACUAUGGACCAAUGUCAGGUACUGCACUGAGUUUGCAUCAUCUACAUUUCAAAUACGAGCAUCCAAAUGUCCGAUUUUUAAUGAGGAGUUUUAUAAUAUUUUAGUUGUAGCAGUGGCCUGUUUUGGACCGUUUCUCUUAGUGCAAUUGUGAGUAUUUUGCUCAGCCGUGUCUUGACAGAAUUCUGUUUCUUUUCGCUUAAAUUCAAAAUCAUGUCUUGAAAAGGACAAUUUUAUAUAUAUAUAUAUAUAUAUAUAUGAAAGGGUUUCGAGGGUACUUGGAUUGUAUUUGCACAUUAUUCAGUAUUUAUAUAAAAGCAAAGGUUUCCUAGUUUCAGUCUUUGUACUUUUCUCCCAUGUUUCAGAUGCAUGGAAUGCUGUUACGACUUACACUCACAGGAUUAUAUACAGAUCUUAUGAACUGGAGGCAUGAAGCUAUAUCCAAAAAAACAUCUUGCAGCGCAAAUGUUAAUAAAAUUCGGACUCUACAUACUUUUUAUUGGCAAUGCCUGAAAUUAAACUGUGAAUCAGUACUCUGUCCAAACUAAAGUGUUAUUGUGCCUGUGGCAACAAGCUGCUGCACAACUGCACAGAACAUGUUUGCCAAAAAAUAAAGAGAAUAUGACCCUAUG
Molecule: messenger RNA, 2609 nt
Organism: Onychostoma macrolepis
Lineage: Eukaryota; Metazoa; Chordata; Actinopteri; Cypriniformes; Cyprinidae
Gene: b4galt7
Product: xylosylprotein beta 1,4-galactosyltransferase, polypeptide 7 (galactosyltransferase I)
Exons: 7
Coding region: 787-1746 (319 amino acids)
Biological process (GO): carbohydrate metabolic process; proteoglycan biosynthetic process
Molecular function (GO): xylosylprotein 4-beta-galactosyltransferase activity
Source: RefSeq, a predicted model, not a curated record